Sapajus apella (tufted capuchin) is the source of this 2066-nucleotide messenger RNA. It is a transcript of the gene ARPC5, whose product is annotated as actin related protein 2/3 complex subunit 5. Lineage: Eukaryota; Metazoa; Chordata; Mammalia; Primates; Cebidae. Gene Ontology annotation, cellular component: cytoplasm; Arp2/3 protein complex; actin cytoskeleton. The record is from RefSeq and is a predicted model, not a curated record. The transcript has 4 exons. Gene Ontology annotation, molecular function: actin filament binding. Gene Ontology annotation, biological process: cell migration; regulation of actin filament polymerization; Arp2/3 complex-mediated actin nucleation. The coding region runs from base 278 to 733 and encodes 151 amino acids.
GCCCGGGCCUGCGCGCUGUGUCCUGCGCGCUCCCUCCCUCGCGCGCGCUCCCCGUGCAAGAGCCGGGGCGGCGUGGGAGGCUCCAGGAGAGCGUGAACCUGAGGAGGAAGAAGCGAGGCCGGCGCGCAGGCCCAGAACCGUCCGAGCCUCGGCUGCCGGCGACGCCCCAGAGCGGAAGAGGGAAGUGAAUCAGGCGCCGGGCAGUGGGCUGCUGGGCUGGGCUUGCUGAGGUAGAGGCAGCAACAACAGGAGGCUUUUGCCGCUGGUCGGGAUUGGGAUGUCGAAGAACACAGUGUCGUCGGCCCGGUUCCGGAAGGUGGACGUGGAUGAAUAUGACGAGAACAAGUUCGUGGACGAAGAAGAUGGGGGCGACGGCCAGGCCGGGCCUGACGAGGGCGAGGUGGACUCCUGCCUGCGGCAAGGAAACAUGACAGCUGCUCUACAGGCAGCUCUGAAGAACCCCCCUAUCAACACCAAGAGUCAGGCAGUGAAGGACCGGGCAGGCAGCAUUGUCUUGAAGGUGCUCAUCUCUUUUAAAGCUAAUGAUAUUGAAAAGGCAGUUCAAUCUCUGGACAAGAAUGGUGUGGAUCUCCUAAUGAAGUAUAUUUAUAAAGGAUUUGAGAGCCCCUCUGAUAAUAGCAGUGCUAUGUUACUGCAAUGGCAUGAAAAGGCACUUGCUGCUGGAGGAGUAGGGUCCAUUGUUCGUGUCUUGACUGCAAGAAAAACCGUGUAGUCUGGCAGGAAGUGGAUAUCUGCCUCAGGAGUGGGAAUUGCUGGUACAAAGACCAAAACAACCAAAUGCCACCGCUGCCCUGUGGGUAGCAUCUGUUUCUCUCAGCUUUGCCUUCUUGCUUCCUUUUUCAUAUCUGUAAAGAAAAUUACAUAUCAGUUUUCCUUCCAUGAAAAUUGGGAUAAUAUAGAAGAAAUUAUGUUACAAUAGAAGUGUUUCAUCCUCUCAAAACCAUUUCAGUGAUGUUUAUACCAAUCUGUAUAUAGUAUAAUUUACAUUCAAAUUUAAUUGUGCAAUUUUUAACCCUUAUUGGCUGGUUUUUUAUUUUGUUUUGUAUUAUUUUUAAUUAAUACUGAGAGAUUUGGUCAAAAUUUGAGGCCAGUUUCCUAGCUCAUUGCUAGUCAGGAAAUGAUAUUUAUAAAAAAAAUAUGAGAGACUGGCAGCUAUUAACAUUGCAAAACUGGACCAUACUUCCCUUAUUUAAGCAAAAUAUGUUUUUGGAAUAAGUGGUGGGUGAACACCACUACCAAGUUGUAGCUUUGUUUUUGCUUGCCUCCAGAUUAUCUGUACUGUGGGUUUAAGUAUGCUACUUUCCCUCAGCAUCCAAUAAGCAUGGCCUCUCAGUUUCUUUGUGGUCACCCAGGGUUUAGAGCAAGAAGUCUUGCUCUAUACAAAUGUAUCUAUAAAAUAUCAGAGCUUGUUGGACAUAAACAUCAGACUUUUGUUCCAGUAAUAUGGCUCUGCUUGGAAAAACUGCAAAUCAGAAAGAAUGUGGAAACUAUGAUGUAAUUCACACUCUGGGCAGCCUCUGAAUGAAAUGCUACUUUCCUUAGAAAUAUAAAACUGCCUUAGACAUUAUGAGGUAUAUGUCUAAGUAUUUAAGAUACCAUUUAAUAUGCCCCAUAAAUGUGUUCAGUGUUCUUCAGGGUAAUUGGGAUCUCAAAAGAUUUGGUUCAGAUCCAAACAAAUACACAUUUUGUGUUUUAGCUCAGUGUUUUUUAAAAAAAGAAACUGCCACACAGCAAAAAAUUGUUUACUUUGUUAGACAAACCAAAUCAGUCCUCAAAAAAAUGACCGGUGCUUAUAAAAAGUUAUCAUUCUCCAGUAGCUCCAAAACAAACCACCUGACCAAGAGGGAAAUCAGCCUGUGAUUAGUAUUUACAUUGGACACCAGCUUUGUCAUCACUGACUUAUGUGAAAACUGGUGCAGAAAUUCUAUAAACUCUUUGCUGUUUUUGAUACCUGCUUUUUGUUUUGUUUUGUUUUGUUUUGUUUUGUUUUGUUUUGUUUUGUAAAAAUGAUAAACUUCAGAAAAUAAAAUGUCAGUGUUGAAUAA